AUGGUGCAACAACCCUCUUCGGCUCAGACCCCGACGAGGCGGAGAUGCAGACGAGAAGGCGCCAAGUGGACACGGUCUGGCUGCUUGACAUGCAAGCGUCGUCGGAAGCGGUGUGAUGAAGCGAAACCCUGCUGUCAUAGCUGCGCCAGAUUGGGCUUGAAAUGUGAGGGUUAUGGCUCAAUGUGGGCAGAGCCUUUAGAUCCAUCGGCAAAUGUCUUCAAUCAGUUCAGAGCACCAAAACGGCGCAGAGUUAGCACAGCAUCUUCUUCAACGAGUUUCUCGCGUGGCCCGGAAGAAGAGCUCUGGCUGUACCCGAGCUCCCCAGUAUCGAGCAGUCUAUCAACAGCGCCAACAACUCCGGCUGAUUCUGACAACAACAGUCUAUACUCUUGGAAUAAUGAAGACAAUGAAUAUGGAGACAUGCAGGUUACAAUACCUAACAUUGACGCCUGCGAUACACUCACCGUCGCUCCACCCAUACCAAGUAGGUACUUUAGUCAUCUGUCGCAUCAUGAUACGCACUAUCUCCAGUAUCACACCGAGCUGGGCUCCAAGCUACUAGCCAACCUUGAGAGUAUCGACAAUCCUCUUCGAUCGUUUCUUAUACCUCGAGCCCUGUCAUCGCCUCUUCUGAUGAAGGCCCUGUGUGCGGUAUCUGCAACGCAUUUUGCAAAUCGGUCCCGGGACAAACAGGAGGCCCAAACAGCCGCGACAGACUACUACGUUCGAACACUGAGUGGGCUGCAGUUGACAAUUGCUAAAUAUUCACCGCGGAGUCUUCCCGAUGAGGCCAUUCUAGCAGUGGCCAUGCUUUGCAAGUACGAGAUCGUACGCGGAAGUGUUCAGCAGUGGACCGUGCAUCUGAACGCCCUGCAAGAGCUCAUAAUGGCUCGGGGUGGAGUUGAUGCUCUCAACGAUGACAUGAGAGAAUUCUUAAGCGGCUUCUACGUCUACGCCUAUAACAUGGCUAGAAUUAACAACCGCAAACACAUCAACUAUGACCUUAACAUUGGCAACGUCAAAAUCUCCAAGCUCGACAUCUACAUCGGCUACGCAGAAGACCUCAUCAAGAUCUGUGCCCGAAUAGCCGACCUCCCCACACUGUCCGAAGACCCUGUAGCUUUGGACCUAGAAGUCCACUCGAUAGACACAUCCCUCCGCGACUGGGCCCCCACCAACACCACAUACAUCAUCCCACGAGGCAUAACUGAAUCAAACCUCGUCCGUCUCCGCAUGGUAGCCAACUGCUUCCGCGACGCCGCAUACCUCUAUCUUCAUUCUACCCUGGAGAGACUGAACCAGGGAAUGGCGUCACCGCCAUCAUUACCACUUGCUACUCCGUUACCAUUGGCACUACAAGCGUCAUCCAAAUUAGUACCGGCGCCAUCACCAUCCAUCUCCCUCCCCCGAUCAACCGCACUACACCAACUUCUAAGCAGAAUCAGGGCUUUCCCACUCGACGAACACUGUGAAUACUCUGCCCUUACAUUCCCACUCUUCAUCGCCGGCUGCGAGAGCAGGGAUCCUGCAGACCAGGAGCUCAUUAUACAGUCAUUGAGUAAGUUAGAGGCGAACUUUGGCAUCGGGAAUACAUUUAAUGAAUUUGAUGUUGACCACCGAGUAACCAGCCUUGAAAGUCGUCAACUAACGCACACUAUUCCGAGCAUUUAG
This is a messenger RNA of Aspergillus niger, 1671 nucleotides long. RefSeq lists its product as uncharacterized. The record is from RefSeq and is a predicted model, not a curated record. NCBI's taxonomy places the organism in Eukaryota, Fungi, Ascomycota, Eurotiomycetes, Eurotiales, Aspergillaceae. The coding region runs from base 1 to 1671 and encodes 556 amino acids. Gene Ontology annotation, cellular component: nucleus. Gene Ontology annotation, biological process: positive regulation of transcription by RNA polymerase II. Gene Ontology annotation, molecular function: DNA-binding transcription factor activity, RNA polymerase II-specific; zinc ion binding; transcription cis-regulatory region binding. The transcript is spliced from 5 exons.